AUCAUUUGAAACGAUUUUGGGCUGUUUUUCUUUUUUACAACAAUGCGCUGAACGCGUCGGUGUCACGUUUCAGAUGGAGACAAUACUAAAGUGAGCAGCUACACGUGCAGCAGAUGAGCGUGAGAGAGGACGCAGGCUCCACACAAAGACAAUCAUGGCAGUGAAUGUUCCUGGACUGGCGGCCGUGGUGGUUUUUUACAUCGUCAUCCUGGUUAUUGGGAUCUGGGCAUCUCGAAAGUCCAAGAAAGUGGAGAAAACAUGUGCUGGCACAAAAAGCGAGGUUGCCAUUGUUGGUGGCCGCAACAUCAGUGUCCUGGUCGGGGUUUUCACCAUGACAGCAACAUGGGUUGGUGGAGGUUACAUCUUGGGAACUGCUGAGGCUGUUUAUUCUCCGUCUCAAGGUCUCAUCUGGGCCAUGGGGCCUCCUGCAUAUCUUACCAAUUUUGUUUUGGGAGGAUUGUUUUUUGCAAAACCUAUGAGGUCAAAGCGCUACGUGACAAUGUUAGACCCGUUUCAGCAUCGCUAUGGAAACAUGCUCACUGCAACACUCCUGCUUCCUGCUUUGAUGAGUGAUAUUUUGUGGGUUGCCUGCAUUCUCGCUGCUCUGGGAGGAACGAUGAGCGUCAUUCUUGGUCUUUCAUCUGCUCUCUCGAUCGUUAUCUCGGCAGGUGUCUCCAUCACCUACACAUUUCUAGGGGGAUUCUACUCUGUGGCAUAUACUGACAUCAUCCAGCUGUCCUUCAUCUUUGUCAGCCUGUGGCUCUGUAUUCCUUUUUUGUUACUUAGUCCUGCAGUUGCUGACGUCUCACAUACAAUCAACCUGAACCAAACCAUUGGAACCUCCUGGGUCGGAGAGUUGAAGUUGGAGGAUGCAGGAAAAUGGGCAGAUGAGAUGCUGUUAUUGGCUUUAGGCGGACUGGCCUAUCAAGCUCUAUACCAGAGGAUCCUCUCUGCAGCCUCCUCUACUCAGGCUCAGGUCACCUGCUUCGCUGCUGCUGGAUCUGUUUUUAUUAUGGGAAUCCCCUCAGUUAUCAUUGGAGCAGUGGCUUCGACUGCAGACUGGAACCAGACAGCGUAUGGUCUACCCCCUCCUUUUGAGCGAGGGGAGGCGGGGAAGAUCCUGCCUCUGGCCCUGCAGCACCUCACCCCCACCUGGUUGUCAGUGUUAGGCAUUGGCUCUGUGGCCGCAGCAGUUAUGUCCUCAAUGGACUCUGUGCUGCUGUCCUCAGCAUCCAUGUUUACACAAAACAUAUACAAGACGACUUUGAGGAAGCAGGCCUCGGAGCGGGAGUUGCAGUGGGUGAUCCGUAUCAGCGUGCUGGUGGUUGGCCUGGCAGGAACAGGCCUGGCCUUUGGUGAUGACAGCGUGUUCGGCCUCUGGCUGGUAAGCGGCGACCUCCUCUACUGCGUCCUCUUCCCGCAGCUCAUCUGCGUGCUGCACUGCGGCUUUGCCAACAGUUACGGAGCCUUCAGUGGCUUCACAGUGGGACUGCUGCUGCGUGCGCUGAGUGGGGAGCCGCUGCUGGGGAUCCCCGCUGUCAUCCUGUACCCCGGCUGGAGGGAGGUGGACGGUGUCAUCGUUCAGUACUUUCCCUUCAGGACUCUCGCCAUGCUUGCCUCUUUGACAGGUGUUAUUGCAGUUUCCUGGCUGGUGCAGUUAGGCUUUUAUCACAAACUAAUUCCUCAGUCCUGGGAUUUACUGGGGGCGUUUGAAGAGAAAAAAAAGGCACAGGAGGAGGAAGUACCUGUUCCUUUGGAGGAAAAGAACAACAUCCUUAAUACAAAAUUAUAGUGUUAGUACAAUCUCAGCCAAAGGAUACCUAAACCUUUUUUUAUGCAAAAUUCCUACCAACAUUCUUCUCUGCACAGACUAUUUCCGCACAAUCUUACAUGUACUGUACACUUCACCUUUAAUACUGAUGUAAAUGCUUUGUAUUCACCAAGUUCUGAACAGCAUUAUGUGGAGAGUAUUUCAAAGAGGCAGCUUAUACGUGCUGGCUGUUAGUUUUUGACAGAACAGCUUUAAGGCUACAUCCGCAGACCUCAAGAUUCUGAUGUUAAUUUCAGAAGUCAAACUUUUCCACAUUGUCCCAAAAAAUAGCAUUUUCCUUGUUUGUUUAUCACAAGUAACACAAACAUUUUUGUACUUUUUUAAUGUAGACCCUUCCACUCAAACCUUUUCAGUCAAUUAAUCUCAACCCAGACAGUGUUAUUUAAAUGUUAAUGAAUUGUUGUACUUUUUAAUUAGUUUUUUCUAUUUGCAUUUAUUAAGCAUUGACGGGCAAUGCAACAUCAUUGGUGAUGCAAUACUUGAGGUGUGUUCCUCAGAAACAAAAAAGUCCACCAGUAUGUGCCUGCUGGUAAAAGUGUUUACAAUGAUAUCAUGUUUUCAAGAGAUUAGCAUUGAACUAACAAAUUACAUAAAUAGAAGUGAUAUUUUGUAGAUGUUUUUGUUGAUGGCAGGUGUUCAUAACAAAACCACCUCUGUUUUAUUAUCUUUGAAUCUGAUGUAUUUUUAAUGUGCAUUUGUGUGUAAACGUAAGAACAAACAAACAUAAGCUUAUUGUUAUCUUAAUCACUGUACACAGGGUCGUGUCAAGUGCCACAACUUUUGCAUUUGUGUUUUCCUAUAACAUUAAAUUACACCCCCCUGAAA
Messenger RNA from Trematomus bernacchii (emerald rockcod), 2656 nucleotides. RefSeq names its product high-affinity choline transporter 1-like. Gene Ontology annotation, molecular function: choline:sodium symporter activity. Bases 155 to 1792 code for a protein of 545 amino acids. Lineage: Eukaryota; Metazoa; Chordata; Actinopteri; Perciformes; Nototheniidae. The record is from RefSeq and is a predicted model, not a curated record. Gene Ontology annotation, biological process: transmembrane transport; acetylcholine biosynthetic process; choline transport. The transcript is spliced from 9 exons. Gene Ontology annotation, cellular component: plasma membrane.